Messenger RNA from Rangifer tarandus platyrhynchus (Svalbard reindeer), 1161 nucleotides. Lineage: Eukaryota; Metazoa; Chordata; Mammalia; Artiodactyla; Cervidae. The record is from the annotation of a GenBank genome assembly.
AUGAGAUUUAUGGGUAUAUCAUACCCAAAGACUGCUGUGAAGAAAGUCCCAGCACACUUGGAAAGUCCUGCAAGGACUCAGCUACAGAAGGUUCAGCAACAGCAAGUAAAACCCUUCAUGACCCUUGACCACCAGAUUCUCAACCAGACUUUUAAACGGUCACAUCCUCCAACGCCAAGCAGUGAACUUCUGGUGCAGCAUGGACACCCGUCUCCCAAGAGUGACCUUGGUCUCGCUGGAAAUCCACUCACCAAGUUGCUAACUCUUGGCAAAGAAGAUGACAAUACAGAAUGGCAUAUGGAGGACGUUAUUGAGGAUAUAAUCGGUAUGGACCCAAGUUUUAAAGAGGAAGGAACAGAUUCUCCUCUGCUAAUGCAAAGAACAGUAUCUGGAAGUAUUUUGGAUGUGUACAGUGGUGAGCAGGAAAUUUCACCAGUUAAUAUGGGCCUUACAAGUGCUUCUUGUCCAAGUAGUCUUCCAAUGAAAAGAGAAAUUACAGAAACCGAUACUCGAGCUUUGGCAAAGGAGAGACAAAAAAAGGACAACCACAACCUCAUUGAAAGAAGAAGAAGAUAUAAUAUUAACUACCGAAUCAAGGAGCUUGGCACUCUUAUUCCAAAGUCUAAUGAUCCUGAUAUGCGCUGGAACAAAGGAACCAUUCUAAAAGCAUCAGUGGAGUACAUCAAGUGGCUACAAAAAGAACAACAGAGAGCUCAAGAAUUAGAACACAGACAGAAGAAAUUAGAGCAGGCUAACAGGCGCCUUCUACUCCGCAUUCAGGAACUAGAAAUACAGGCUCGUGCUCAUGGUCUGCCAACCCUGGCUUCACUUGUCACAGUUGAUUUAGGUGCUCACAUCACCAAACAACAGACCCAUCUAGAGCAGAAUUCAGGAGACUAUUGCCAACAGUUGGUUCUGUCUCAGGGGACAAGCCCUGAGCUCUGUGAUCAAGCUAUGGCCUUCUCUGAUCCUUUGUCGCACUUCACGGAUUUAUCAUUUAGUGCAGCUUUGAAAGAGGAACAGAGAUUGGAUAACGUGCUACUGGAUGACACAGUAUCUCCGUUUGGAACAGACCCUCUGCUAUCUGCCACUUCUCCUGCAGUUUCUAAAGAGAGCAGUAGAAGAAGUAGCUUUAGCUCAGAAGAUGGUGAUGAGUUAUAA